AGAAAAAAGUAAAAUGAUAUAUAGUUUUUGACGCCAAUUUUAAAAAAUUUACAAUUAGAAACAUUGGUUUCGAUAAUACAAUUCUUCAAGAAUAUAAAAAGUGCCAAUCGGCUGUUGUGUGACUUCCGAAAAUUGUAGAAAUUAAGGUCUGCGAAAAUUACUUUGCAGUUGUUAAAUAGCUUUACAGAAUGAUAAAAACUACAUUUUCACAAAGUUUCAAUUUUUCAUUCUCAAAAUAUGUUUGGCAAAAUAUAGGCGCCUCUUGCAUUUUAGAUCUAAAACAAGUUUAAUGUUUAUAUUAAUUUAUUUCAUUUUAUACUAUUGUAGGUAUAUUUAUAACAAAAUAAUAUAUUGAUUUCUUGAUCAAAGCAAUGAAUCCGCUCGUCUGAUUGAAAUCGAUUUCGAUAGAAAUCUUCUUCGUUUAAAUUUUUCAUCCGUUCGCGCUCUAAUAUCUAAUCGAGAGUUGUAGUUGAUUCGAUAAUCGAUUUGUACAAAACAUUCAGCUUUUGAACCGAUUCAGUGCUAUAAAAAGGACGUUCAAGUGUAUUUCGGCAAUGACUUCUUUCUUCGGCUAAAUUAACAAGAAUAUGGUUCACGAUAUUGUUUCGCAAACACAAAACGGUGUUUUAAAAACGAAACGCGUCUAAGAAGAUUGCUAUUAUUUUGAGAAAGUAAAGGGUUAGACCGAAGAUUUUCAAGACUUUUGUUGAUGAAAUUUUGAAUCGAAGAUGAGCUGCGAUUUGCUACCAGAAUGGCUGAAUCUUUUCUUGGACGACGUAGAAACUACUUUAUGUUUACCGAUAUUGAUCAUCAUGGUUCUUUGUACCGUUCAAUUUAUAAUUAAUCACGCUAUGGAUAUUGGACUCACCUUUUAUCAAAAUGUAAUGCAGAAGUCGGAUGAAGACGCAGGGGAAGCUGGAAAAGAAAAGGGCGAAGAUUUAAUGAGCAAGAUCAGAGGGUUUUUAUGCGACAUUUCUUGCGGCUUUAAUAAUUCUGAUUCGAAACCGGAUGAUUACCCAGCAGCAUCGUUGUUUAGGUCAAACUCACAAGAAGAGGAAUGGGAUUAUUGCGAGGAAGACGACGAAGAUAAGUGACAAAUAUGCAUCGCAGGAAAAAUUACGAGCUUAAUCGAUAAGUGCUACAGUAAAACUUUUAUAAGCAUGCAUCCCAAAAACGUUGAUUUCGAAGUGGUACUAUAUUAAACUCAAUAAACGGUAUAUGAAAACUAAUACGAUGAAAUUAAUAAUAAAGAGGAAACGAGAAUGGAUCAGAAUUACAGAAAGUAAUUUUUAUUACUUGUUCCUAACUUUACUUUGGAUUACUUGUUUUUAAUUUAGAGAUUCUAUAAUUUUAUAAAAAAUAAAACUUCUCAGUUACAUGUAAACGAAGAAACGUGAUAUUUUUUUUAUACUGUGUAGAAAUGCUUACUGUUUUCUUUAUUAACAUUUUAUUACGUCGAAUUAUCGAUAGCCUGUCAGUUCAAGGGUUCAAAACUACAAAAAACCAAGUCCAAGUUGUGAUUGUUCGAUACUUUUACUUUGUCUCUCUUUAAUGAAAAUUUAGUGAAUGUCAAGAAAGAAACACGCGUACAAACAGCGUAUUUGAACACUCGUUGAGCCUCGAUCCAGCUUGUCGAUCUAGGGAUAUAUCUCUCAGCAUAGCGAUUCGCACGGAAAAAAUUUAUCUGCAAGACUGGGUUUGGUUCAGUACGAUACCGAUGAUGUACCUUUGAAACAUUUCAUUCUCUUUUUCUCAUUUUCCAUGAUAAAUUUCACCGUUCAACCACUCACUUAUAUGAUAGUUUUAUUCGUACACUUGCUUAUUCGACUUUGUAUUAAAAUUAAGCGGUGUUCGAAGUUCGAUUAAAAUGAGUCUCUUAAAAGUUAUACUAGGACAGACUGUCUCGUAACUGAGCACGUCUUUUUUUCUAUAUUUUAUAUUCAUUUGUCUUUUUGUAACAAUAUUAAUUGAACCGCCUGUCAGGCAUAUUUUUAAGGCUGUGUCUUUCUUUCGUUUUUCGCAUUACCUCUUUCUCCUACGUCUUCUAAAGGAUAAAUAAAAUAUUGUAACAAAUAUAAAAUUAUCAAAUGCCUGUCGAAAUUAUAUAUAUUAUUCAAUUAAUUAUACAACUAUUUAUUGAUGAAUAAUUAGUUAACUUUUGUUAAAUUUCAGUUUUUUCGUACGAAUAAUUUAUUUUCGAUUGUCUUACACGUGGUUAUUUAGGAAAGAAAAGAAAUGUUCUUUGGGAGAAAGAGACGAUGCAGCGGCGUAUGUACAUUUCGAUAAUUCACACAACUUGUACGAAGAAAAUCCGCCCGUCUCGAGUAACCUAGCAACGAUAAUGAUAAGAAGAAGAAUAUCAGCAGCGAUAAGAAUAUUAAAUAGUAUUAUAGUAACGGUAGUUAUAAUGUAAAUGGUAGAAAUCUAGUGUCUUUCGUGAUGGCGAAUAACCCUAAAAAAACCUCAGAAUUCGCGGAUUUUCGUUUCAGACACCUUCGUUGUUCGAAGAUCGUGUCUUGGAGCCUGUAAAUCCGUACGCCAGCAUUUCACUCAUGUUUCUAAGAUUUUUCUCUAAAAAAUGUUCUCACUUUAUGCUCUUCGUACUCUUUUUCUUUUCUCACAAAAUACGAUGAAACGGUAUAAUUAUAAUCAUUUACGAAUGUCCUGUCUCUCCAAUCAGUUUUAUUUCUCUAGAUCACACAGGAGAAACAUACAUAUUCCUAGAUACAUAAUUCUUUCCUAAUUUUAAAUUGCCCCUUGCCUGCCUCAUUGAUCAACAUUGCCCAUGCAUCUACAUAAUAUCCAAAAUAAUUCCACUUUCAUUUAAUUUCCACCAGAAACCUAAUUACCUUUUUCCCGGCACAAUCGAAACACAGAACACUUCAUCCAACUUAGAUUUUUUUUUUCACAAAAUCACCCAUGAUUGCAGCGUCACAUGAAAACGUUCUCCAGCCCGGAAAUAUUCUUCCUGGUGGGCGUGGAGGUGGCACAGUU
Messenger RNA from Bombus huntii, 2994 nucleotides. RefSeq lists its product as uncharacterized. The transcript is spliced from 2 exons. NCBI's taxonomy places the organism in Eukaryota, Metazoa, Arthropoda, Insecta, Hymenoptera, Apidae. Bases 729 to 1094 code for a protein of 121 amino acids. The record is from RefSeq and is a predicted model, not a curated record.